GUGCAGGUAUGGUUUACAGAGGGUGGAGAUUUGGAGUUUUUAGUAGAAACUAUUUUGCUAAAAGACCACUACAGCAGCAAUUUAAAAGCUUAAAUCUGACGACAGGCCAACACCAAAACUAGAGCUGCAUAUGAAGAGGAAAAAAGGAGGGAUUUUGGUAAAGUAUUCACUGCACUGAGUGGCUAACGUUAGCUAGCUAGCUUAACUUCAACGGCUGUUUUGAUAGUUUUCCUUUUGACAAGGAUUCUCUCCUUUUGCCUGGAUAAAAACGUAUCUGAGGAACAUCUGUGAACUAGUCAACCUAGCCAAAAUAACCAAUGACUCCUGUUGUGGAGGACCUAAAAGCCAGAGGGGAAAUUCUAGACUUGGUUAUUGACAAUUUCGCCACCAUGACAGACAGCAGAAUGGCCUUCAAUCUUCAAUAGGAUGAUUUCGACAAUGUGGAUGUGGAAUUCGAUGGCCGCCCGAAUUCAAAGACCUCAACAACGAGACUUUUCCUUGAGUGGGACUUUGACAUGACAAACAGACCGGAUCAAGCGAAAGUGUGCACAUUGAGAUCCGAUUGCUCCGUCUGAAAGGGCUGAGAGGAAGCCUCCAGAGGCCGCAUUACACACGGGCUUGCAGCCGAGCACUACCGGACAUAUCAACCUCAUAACGCCAACGUUUAGGGGGAGAGCGCCCGCAAACGUGACUUUGAGAGCGCGAGAGAGAGAGAGAGAGCCGCGAGCGAGCGAGCGAGCGAGCGAGAGCCGUUGAAAAGGUAGGAUUCGCGCUGCAUCCUGGGUACAUAGCUCCAUGGUGAUGCAGGGAGCCUGUUGUGUGUGUAGUAGAGACGGGUAAACCAAAGUAAAGUAAACGGGGGAGGGUCGUCGGAUAACGGGUUAGAGGGGUGUUUUCAGACGACUUUACAAUGCGUCUUUCACGGUGCUGCUGAACGGAGAACGAUGACACAACUUCGCUGGUCGUCUCCAAGCGGAAUGAGCCACUCUUGAGCCCCGAAAAACGGAGCGGAGGAGCGGAGAGAGAGAGCGAGAAGACGAUGCUUCAGAAGCCGAGCGCCCUGCUGCCUGUUGUCGGCUUGACUGGGAAAUGGUAGCGUACUGUCGGACCCGCCGCACUUGGAAGGAACAUGGUCGAGAGGAGCAGCAAAUUCUUGUUGAUCGUCGUCGGAUCCGUGUGUUUUAUGCUGAUUCUCUAUCAGUACGUGGCUCCAGGGGUGAUCAAUUUCGGAUCCCCGCACGGUUAUUUCACGGAGGAAGACGAGGGGGACAUCUUCCCCACUCCGGACCCCCACUACGUUAAGAAAUACUACUUCCCCGUCAGGGACCUGGAGAGGACGAUCGAUUUCCAAAUCAAAGGCGAGGACGUGAUCGUGUUUUUGCACAUCCAGAAGACAGGAGGGACUACCUUCGGCAGGCACCUGGUCCAGAAUGUCCGUCUGGAGGUCCCUUGUGAUUGCAGACCGGGCCAGAAGAAGUGUACCUGCUACCGGCCGAACCGCAAGGAGACCUGGCUCUUCUCACGGUUCUCCACCGGCUGGAGCUGCGGCUUGCACGCCGACUGGACCGAGCUCACCAACUGUGUGCCGGGGGUCCUCAACAAGAAGGAGAACAAACAGAAGAAUCAAAGGAAGUUCUACUACAUCACUCUGUUGAGGGACCCCGUGUCUCGAUACCUCAGCGAGUGGCGGCAUGUGCAACGGGGAGCCACGUGGAAAACCUCCCUGCACAUGUGCGACGGACGGACCCCGACGCCAGAGGAGCUGCCCUCCUGCUACGAGGGCUCCGACUGGUCGGGGUGCACCCUGCAGCAGUUCAUGGACUGUCCGUACAACCUGGCCAACAACAGACAGGUUCGUAUGCUAGCGGACCUGAGCCUCGUCGGCUGCUACAACAUGUCCACGGUUCCAGAGAAGAAGAGGGCCCAGCUCCUCCUGGAGUCGGCCAAGAAGAACCUACGAGACAUGGCCUUCUUUGGUCUGACGGAGUACCAGAGGAAAACCCAGUUCCUGUUUGAACGGACCUUCAGGUUGCGCUUCAUCCGGCCCUUCAUGCAGUACAACAGCACCCGAGCUGCAGGGGUGGACCUGGACAACAACACGGUCCAGCGUAUCGAGGAGCUGAACGAGCUGGACAUGGAGCUGUACGACUACGCCAGGGACCUGUUCCAGCAGCGCUACCAGUACACGCGGCAGCAGGAGAGGCGGCAGCAGCGCAUCAAGAACCACAUGCAGCAGAGCCACCAGGGCCUGGGCCUCGGCGUCAGCCUGUGGCCCUCCCACGGCCGGCAGAGCUCGGUGUCGACACUGGAGGACGGAGACGGGGAGCGGGAGGAGCGCGAGGAGGGCGAGGAGGGAGGCAGAACGGAGGAGGCGGGCAGCAGGCUCCCCACCGAGGACUACAUGAACCAGAUCAUCAACCGCUGGUAGCAGCAGAAUGAGAACAAACACACAGACGUGCAUAUGUAAUGUGAAAAUACGCACACGCACGCACGCACACACACACACACACACACACACACAAACAUACAAACAUACAUACACACAGAGAGGGCGCCUGCAUCAAAAGACCCAAAUGACUGACAAACAGACUUUACUGGAGAGUUGGGCUGCGGGAAUGAGAGUCGCAGUGGUUGCUAUGGAGACCUGGGCUUGGUCGAUUGCAUCAGCUCACAUUAUUGAGGUUUGCCCAGUUGUUAUUAGCACCCGCUUGCCCUUUUCUCCUCCUCCCCCCUCUGAGUUUCUCUGUCUCUCCUAUCAUCAUUACUGACUGAGCGGACAGAGAGAUAUUUUUAAGAGUUGCUGACAACCGAGUAUCUCAUCCAUCUCUCCUUCCUCCUCCUCCUCCUCCUCCUCCUCCUCCUCCUCCUGUAUCCCUCUCGUUCUCUGUGGCCUAAUAUGGAGCAUGAGAAAAUACAAUUAAGUCUGUGAAUUCCCACUAACUCUUGCUAAAAAGGACCAGUCUACUUCCUGGAUGCUCCCAAUUUCAAAGGAAAGCUAUAAAAGUAUGCUAAUGGCUGAGCUGAACAAAGAAAACGGUGGGAGUUACAUGAGAGACUGAACCUGAAAGAAAAGAAGCGAAGAAAAGUUGGACUGUAAUAAAGCUUUCUGCUUAAGAAAAAAAAAAAAAUCAGCCAUUUCACCCAUGAACACGCUUCGGUCAUGAAAUAAUGACUCAUUCUCAUUUUAGGAUGAUUUUCCUUUUUUGUUUAUGCUUUUUUUAAAGCAGAAUUGUAAUAACACUGAGACCAAUAUUGCUGCCUAAAGAAAAGUGAUUCCUUUAUUUCUUUAUUUUUAUUGGUUUUUAUAAGUCAAAGCUGAUGGAUCGGAUCGAUGUACAAUGGACCAUAGCCAUUACUGAAGCCUUGCAUCUUGGGGGGGGGGGGAAAGUGUUCUCUGUUUUAGGUUCCCAAAGCUGCCUGUCUCUUUACCAGUUCAUUAUUCCUCUCCUUUUUUUUUUUUUGUGCGUCUCAGUCCUGCAGAGAAUGACAGCCAAUUACAGAGUCGAAUCUCACAUAGGUGCGAAGAAAUCAAAAGCAGCGAGAGGAGCGAGUCUGCUGCAGGUUGUUGCCAGGAGCCGUGCUGUGUGAGCGGCAAGCACUUUGGAAACCUAAACUCAGACAAACGCUCGAGAUGGGAGUUGUGGAACUACUGGUCACCAUGGCAAUGUGAGCCCUUAAUGUAGUGGGUGGCAUUUUCAUUUAUUUUUUUUUGCGUUGCGGUCUCAAACAAGCCUCCAUCCCACUUACGGAAAGGGCACACAUGGCGGCGGUGACCUGCAGUUCAUUAGUGCAGCCGGUGUUUUACCCUGAAGAACGCACGGGGCGAGGUAGCAGUGCCUCUAUGUACUGGGAUCAUAGUCAACAUAAUUAUUGCCAGAUAUUACGUCUGCAUUAUACUACAGUAAUUUCUCUGACUACUCGUGUGUGUGUGCGUGUGUGUGUGUGUGUGUGUGGAUGAGUGUGUUUCUGUGUGUGUGUAAAUAGUAUGUACAGUACGCCUUUGAUUGGCGUAUGUGUAUGCCUUUGUAAAUAGUGUGCCUGACUGACUGAGAGAGGAUGAGUUUUGUGAGUGACAGGUUCCAUGACCAAUUAUCUCAUCAUUUUUUUUGGUGGUGGAGGGGCGGGGCAACAGAGUCCCUCCAACAGCAGCGAUGCAAGCCAAUAAUACUCCCCUCUGCCCCUUUCCUUUAACAUGUUCCUUCCCUCUUUUUCUUGUCUCCUCCCCAUGACGUCAUGAGGACUGUAUCGCUAUAAUUAUUGAUAAUUUAUAUGUUUAAAAAUCUGCCCGUGUGACACGUCUUUACUCUCGACAGCAAAUUCAACAAGUAGGGUUGGGUUACGACAGCCGGCUCCACCAAUAGACCCUUUUCACAGCACACAUUUUGACUUGGAAUCAAUAACAUUAAUUACAGCUGCAUCCCAUUUAGGUGAGCCAGUUCCAGGGCUCUGGUAUUGUGCUCACUGAUAGGACACUUAAUGGAAUGGAGCCGUCGUUAAUGUGAUUAUUUACACCUGUACUUUUCCUGCUUUGACAAACCAUAAAUGUCUGCUGUGAAAAGAGUCUAUCGCACCAAGUUCUGUAAUCAAAUCGGGAAUUUUGACUUUUUUUAAUUUGUCAUGUUGUGCUUGUAGUUCAAACUAUUUUUAUAUGAUAGGUUACAGAAUUUGGUGUAACACCGGUUCUCGCUUGGCAAAAUGUCCACAAUCGCUAAUCUCUGAUCCUAACGAAUCUCUUAUUCAAUAUGUUUUCCCUCCUCCUGCAACGUAGAAAACAUUUAUGUAGCUUUCACCUCUUAAAACGACAAAAACAUCACCGAAAGUAAACCCAUUUGUUGUGUCAGCACUCGUUAUGUUAUUCUGUGAUCCGGUCACACAGCGGUCCCUACGCAAACCUUACGCCAAAUUCACAUGAGCUGCCAUGCAAUGUCUACAAAAAGCUGGUUCUGUGUUUGGAAAAGUUUAACUUUUAGCGACGAAUUUCGACCAGAGAGUACCCGCCGCAGCCAAUCAGUAAACAGAGUCCAGUGACCCCUCACCCCUGUGACAUGUUGACCUGUUUUACAAAGAAUUUCUUCCCGCUUCAAACACGUGAACACGCCUCCCGGCCGCAGAAAAAUGUUAACUAUUGCGGUGAGCCGCACCUCACCGCUGCCUGGUGUGAAUUCAGCGUUAGGCGUAAAUCAAAAUGUUAUGUUUUCACUAGUUAUCCAGCAGCUGGUCGAAUCUUUGUUACCAGUAUAGAGGACGUCUGUGGAAAUAUCAUAUUUAAACUAGAGCUGCAACGAUUAAUCGAUUAGUUGUCAACUAUUAAAUGUAUCGGCAACUGUUUUAAUAAUCGAUUAAUUAAUUCCGAAUUUUUUUUUUUUAAUCAAUUAAAAAAAUAAUAGCAGCUCUAAUUAAAACGCUGGUUUCACCCAGGGUACACAUUUUAUUAAUCUGAAAAUAACUUUGGAGACGCGGCCUGCUACUGAAUAACUGUAGAAACAAUAAUGUUCUGACUAUCCCUCUUAGAUUAACAAAGAGAACACUAUGUGAAUGAAUUACGAAUUAACAUACAAAGUGCUGAGAUCAGAUUAUAGAUUAUAUAUCACAUGUAUCCAAUAAAUAUUAAUUCUGUAACGGCUAAAAUUAAACUUUGACGGAGUCUGUACUCCGCCAAAGAUGGUUUGUCGGGGGGAAAAGAAACACCGCUCCGUAGCUGUGAGUGGACUGUGUGGUUUUGUAGUUCAACAAAACCACCAGAUUGGUUCCUCUUCUUCUCUGAUUGCAUCAUUUCAACCUUUUUCAUGUUAAUAUUUCCAGAUCAUUUUAGUAGUUCUGUAUCAGGUCUUCCAGUAUUUGGAGCAAGUUGCUUGCUAAACAAAGUGUAAAAGCAAGUGAGCUACACUUGUUAUUUCGAUGUGCCUGAUACAUUUAAUAAGCUUUUCAUAUGUUAACCUCAUUAUCAGGUUGUAAAGUGUUUCUGCCACCUCAGCGAACAAACUGUGAUCACAGAUUAUUUUUUUUAUUACAGUUUUAGUUCAUUAUAAAUCUAAACCUGAGGUUCAGUAAGGGAUUCAAAAAGGAUUCAGUAUGUAUUUUCAUAGAAUGUUAUCGAAUCCCAACCCUACACAGAAAAAAGCAGAGCAAUAAGAGGGAAAACCAAGACGGUGGAGAAGAGAAUGUAAACGUGGGGAAAAGACGUGUCACAGCACGAUUUAAUUCAACUGAAUGUAGUCCAGGUUUGGUGUCAUCCAGGGGGGCAACGGGAGGAUGCAUGCUUCCUCUGUAUAAGAUAAAUAACAUGUUGCAUCCUGCUGUUAACAAUAGAUUUUUUUGUUUUACGUCUGAAGGCAGAAGAAACCAACAAUUUAGCCGCCCACCACCCUCCUUGUUAAAUUUCAACUAAUCACCCCGGAUCCUCCGGUGUCUCUCCUUUUUGAUCAGUUGCUUUCAAAUCAGGGAUGAUUCAUGAAGGGAAGGAGAGAAGAACAAGUGUAGGGGGGAGGGGGUGAUGAUGAAAGGUAUUGGGACGCAUCCAGAGUCAAUAUGCUGCUUUUUGUGUAGCCUUCAAAGUAACGCAAAUGGAUAUGGGAAGAGAGAUCUCCCUUUUUUUGUUUCGUAUUAACUUCCCCUUCAUUGUAUUCUUGAAACUGGAGGCUUGAAAACACUGCAGCUCCAGGCAUUCUGCCCACAACCUCUUUUUUUUUUCAGAAUCAGACUUGCGUUUGGGCUCCAAACCAAAAUCUGGCUCUGCAUUAGUGGUUGAAGACAAAACUGACUAUCUACCUUCAGAGUGUUUUUAUUUUCAGAGCUCCAGUUUCAAGUGACCAUCAGACUUGAAGCAGUCCUCAAAAAAUACUCCCCCCCCCCGAACAAAAUAAAUCCUUUCACUGAAAUUAUUCCAGGAAUUGAUGCUGUAAAGCUAUACUCAAAUAUUUUACGUCUCAUCAUCUAUGUAUAUCUGAUGUCUUAACAGCGUUUCCUUUGUGACAAUGAAGCAACCCAGGUGUCGCUAACAUCAUCCCUUUUUUUCCUUUUUGUUAUUUUUUUUUUUUUUUAAAUGUGUUAAAAAAAAACAGUGUGAUAGAGACUUGUUUUUUUUCUGGAUUGGUGUGCAGUCUGUCUCUGGCUCCUUCUGUAUGCAUCAUUCUGGGUUUGUUUCUUAUGAUUGCAAAAAUGAAUCAUCAAGCCACCAAUUAAAAUAUUUCAUUUUUACAGA
Sebastes umbrosus (honeycomb rockfish) is the source of this 7201-nucleotide messenger RNA. RefSeq names its product heparan sulfate 6-O-sulfotransferase 1a (gene hs6st1a). Gene Ontology annotation, molecular function: heparan sulfate 6-sulfotransferase activity. Lineage: Eukaryota; Metazoa; Chordata; Actinopteri; Perciformes; Sebastidae. The coding region runs from base 1130 to 2428 and encodes 432 amino acids. The record is from RefSeq and is a predicted model, not a curated record. The transcript is spliced from 7 exons. Gene Ontology annotation, cellular component: membrane.